Molecule: messenger RNA, 4077 nt
Organism: Bombyx mori (domestic silkworm)
Lineage: Eukaryota; Metazoa; Arthropoda; Insecta; Lepidoptera; Bombycidae
Gene: Lac
Product: lachesin
Exons: 10
Coding region: 233-1345 (370 amino acids)
Cellular component (GO): neuron projection
Source: RefSeq, a predicted model, not a curated record
UCAUUUCCGAGAGUAAAGAAAUAUUUUUCAUUGAGUAGCAUUUUUAUUACGCCAAAUUUUUAAUAACACAACAAGCGGUUUUGUUCAAUUGUUUGAGCAAAACUGUGGUUAAGCUUGCACAUGUACUAGGCGCCUUAGUUCAUUCAACCUAUUCAUUCGGCUUCAAUUCAUUCGUCCCUAUCAUUCAUCAGUUAACGUUUGAUUAAAAAAGCUUCUUCGUGUAACGUACAAAAUGGAUCGAAAUAUUUACGUUUACGUUUUUUACACUUUACUAUUGUAUUUCACUUGUAAUGUAUCAGCCCAACGGACACCAACAAUCUCGCACAUCACACAAGAGCAGAUCAGGGAUAUCGGAGGCCAGGUAGACCUGGAAUGUUCCGUGCAUUAUGCACAAGAGUUUCCUGUUGUCUGGACCAAACGCGAUCGUUUGAAGACGAUCGAAUCGAUACCCCUGUCGACCAACGCCGGGCUCAUCAUCAAGGACUCUAGGUUCUCGCUGCGCCACGACGAGGCAACGGCCACGUUUACGCUCUCCAUCAGGGAUAUUCAAGAGAACGACGCCGGCUGGUACCAGUGCCAAGUGCUGAUGUCCAUAAGCAAUAAGAUCGCCGCUGAAGUGGAGCUCCAGGUCAGGAGGCCCCCCAUUAUAUCGGACAAUUCCACCAGGUCAAUCGUCGCUAGUGAAGGGGAAAGUGUUCAAAUGGAAUGCUACGCUGGUGGCUUCCCGCCCCCGAAGAUAUCCUGGCGCCGCGAGAACAACGCCAUCCUGCCGACGGGCGGCUCCAUCUACAGGGGCAACGUGCUGAAGAUAAGCGCCGUCCACAAGGAGGAUCGUGGCACUUAUUACUGCGUGGCGGACAAUGGCGUCGGCAAAGGCGCCCGUCGCAACAUCAACCUCGAGGUGGAAUUCGCGCCCGUCAUCUCCGUGCCCCGCCCGCGCCUCUCCCAGGCCCUCCAAUACGACAUGGACCUGGAGUGCCACGUGGAGGCCUACCCGCCGCCUGCCAUCACCUGGCUGAAAGAUGGCAUCCAGCUUUCGAACAACCAACAUUAUAGGAUCUCGCAUUUCGCAACGGCGGACGAGUUCACGGACACCACGAUCAGGGUUAUCACGAUCGAGAAGCGACAGUACGGGCUGUUCACGUGCAAAGCUCAGAAUAAGCUGGGCACCGCGGAAGGGAACGUCGAGCUCACAGAAUCCAUUAUACCCGUGUGCCCUCCCGCCUGCGGCCAGGCGCGGUACGGAGGCGCCGCGGCCGUGGCGCCCUCUGUAGGGACUGUCCUUGCUUUGUUGGGGCUGUACGUGGGAAUGGCUUUUAGAAGAAUCACCAAUACCAAACAUUAACUACCCGGGUUUGAGACCAGACCCGCUUGUAUACGGAGAUCCGAAUGCGGCAACUAAACUACUGGAACAUAUCUCUAUAACGUCACUGAUUUUCAUAGUAUACAUGUUUACAAGGUAAUGAAGAUAUAUCUCAAUAUAAAAAUGAAAAGAAACCUGCUUCUCUUCUUGUAACUUAUUUGUUGCGAGAGGGUAAUUCUAAGGACGAUACGAAUGGUUUUUUUUUCCCCAAUGAUUAAUUAUUAUAAAAGUACGUAGAUUAUAAGUCGAUUAGUGUUUUAUCAUUAGAAUAUCGUCCACGUAUAGAUGAAGGGUUUCUUCAGUUCUUUUUUUUUUCAACUCCAGUACCGAAGUUUCUUUAUAUGACGUCAUUUGACGUCAUGACGUCACAACCGGACUGAUUGUGCGUAUAUAAAUUAUAUAUAGAGUAACUCCACAAAUCGAUCACUCGACUGUUACAAAGGCCCUCCGAAGACAAUACGACAAUAAUCAUAACGAUACAAACACAUGUAUCGAUGUUUUAGAAUUUCGCGAACCCGCAAUGGAAAACGAAGUGGCUUAUCAACUGAUAUCGAAUCGACUUACAUUGCGUGCAUUAUAAUAACGUAUCUCUUAUAUCGAUGUGUACGAAUUUCGCGAACCCGCAAUGUAAAACGAAGUGGGUUAACAGCUGAUAUCGAGUCGACUUACAUUGCGUGCAUUAUAAUAACGUAUCUCUUAUAUCGAUGUGUACGAAUUUCGCGAACCCGCAAUGGAAAACGAAGUGGGUUAACAACUGAUAUCACGUUUUGUAUCGAUGGUUUGAAUUUCGCGAACCCGCAAUGGAAAACGAAGUAGGUUAUCAACUGAUACCGAAUUGUAUUACAUUGCGUGCACUAUAAUAACGUAUCCUUUUUUUUUAAUAUACUACCCACUUGUCUUGUAUUUUUUGGUAGCGCUCCGAAGUGUCCUAUUCUUUCACGUGUAUCUCUGACAGCUUUAUAGCAGCACCCUAGAACACUGCUAAAGAUAUUCGACGCUUGAAAGGCAAACGUGACUAAGCGACAAUGCGUGAACUUUACAGUAGACUAAUCUAAAGUUGAAAUACCUGAAAACAAAAUUUAUUUUAAAGAAUCCAGCUGUAUUAGAAUCUAGCUAGUAGCUGUAGGAUUGAAAUGAUUUUAAUAGACCUAGAAAAAAAUUUCUUUUGCGCAUCGAAUAUGGUUAUUGCCUAUCAUUUAUGUACAAAUCAGUUAUUGUCGCUUAGUCACGUUUGCCUUUCAAGCGUCGAUAUGGAUGAAGGUAGUGUAGAAAAAAAAAACGUGUCGCCUCAACGUUUUCAAUCGAUUUUCGUAGUUAAAGUAGAAUUUAGUAUCAUGUUUUAUAUUCUUAAUGAAUUACGAUUUUUCGUAUAUUGUACGCAGUCAGUAUUCAUAAGUAUAACGAGUUUUAAAUAUAACAAAUAUUCAUCUAGUGUAAUAAAAUAUAGAGUAGUUUUUAUAUUGGAACACGUUUAUGCAACAUGGAUCAAUGAAUUAAGUUUCACUAGUGGACGAUAAAUGCAAUGCGUGCCAAGCAAACUUUUGUUUCUAAAUUCAAUUUUUGAAACAAAAUUAAAAAAUGAAUUCGAGAAGUGAAAUGCUGUAUAGAUUAAGCGACAUUUCGCUUAACACGCGAUAUUUAUCUUUAUUUUAAAGGUCCGUUUUAUUUGGUAUCAGCAUCAUAAGUUCGAUGUUUUCUAAUUGAACUUCAAAUAAGUUUACCCCAUUCCAUACCAAAAUUACAAAAAUGUCGCUUAAACCAAAUAGCGUUUCACCCCUCAAAGUGAAUCGUAUUGUGUUUAGUAUAAAACAAUGUAUUUUUUUUUCAAAUGCCCAUUAUAAAAUUUAUUUGUAUAUUAAAAAUAGGUCUUCAACCAGAACAAAACUACAAAAAAAAUGCUUGAAUCUUUCUUGCAUAAGAAAUUUAAUAAAAGAAUGACAGUGUUAUAAUUUUAGUGUCGAUAAUAUAUAAAACAAAACAACUCAGUGUUUAUAUAUACGGUAUUUUUUUAAAUAUUAAUACAAUGAAUCUCGCUUUAGAAUCUCUGAUGUAAAUUUUAACUCUACCCACGACCCGGGAUGAUUUAAGGAUUCUAGUGACACCCCAUUCAUCUAAAGACGCUUAGGUAAUAGUGAAAGCAAAGAAAAUCACUUUCGACAUGGAAACAUUACAUUUUAUUUGAGAAUCUUUUAGCCAAUGUAUUCCAAACCCCAUUCUUUUUAAGGUUUUAAGUGUGAUGGACUACAUCACGGCGGGCUGUAGCAUUGAGGUUGUGGGUCACGAUAACUCGGCUCAUGAGUCUAUUUGAGUGCGAAGGUCUAAAAGGUCAUAAAUGAAUUCAUACUAAGGCGAAAUUCAUGCCAGCCCUAUUUCGGAGAUUGAGUAAUUGAAUUAGGGUUGGAAAAUUUUAGUAGAUUAGGUCAAACUCUCUGGUAGGGCUCUGGGUGAGUUUUUAUUAAUAACGUCUAUAGAUAUUAAUAGAAGUUAUCUGAUUUUUACAAUUUUGCUAUGCGACCUGAAAUGUUUUUUUUUUUUUGUUUUAAAUUCUCAAUUUAUCUCGGACUGUAUUAGAUAUUUUAGGUUUUGUGAUUAUAACGAUUCUAAUUCCAUCCAGUUUUAAAGACUUAUUGUUUUGUAAUUUCGGAUAUAAUUUUUUUUUAUAUGUAGUGAUAGUGAGUGUGUUUUUGAAAAUAAAAAGAAGUUUAGUAACUUAA